CGUGCCGCCUUUGAGCUUGGAAUUGUCAAUUGUUGUGAAAUAUUUAGUUUGGCUUAUAUUUAUAUAGCUUUCAAUCGAUGACUGACUUGCAUAAAUAUAGCGAUCCCGAAGAGGACGAAGAGGAGCUAAAGAACUCGGAAUGGCUAAAGAAUUCUAAACCCCGGACAGUAAAGCACACAAUUUGCAAGGAUAUAGAAGUCUGUGCCAAGGGUCCCAAAGGCUUCGAAGACCAAAACAUGACUGAGCUUCAUAAAUACAGUGAUCCCGAAGAGGAUGAGGAGGAGCUAAAAAAUUCUGAAUGGAUUAAGGAUUUUAAAUCCUUGACAGUGAAGCAUGAAAUUUUCAAGGAUAUAACAGUUAAGUCUCAAAACGCCAGCGAUAAGAUGGCUUCAAGUGCUUUAGAGGCUGUCAACGGACAUGAGGAGGAUGGAGAUGUGGAUUAUGAUGAUGACGAUGAAGACUACGAUUUAAGCGAUGGCUAUGAUGCAUACGAGGAGACCUACAGUGGCUUCAACAAACCCAAUGCCCAUUCACAAGUGACGGCUACUGGAGGCGCUGGCGGUGGAACGGGAGGCGGAGCAGGCGGUGGAACUCGGAUUAGCAGCUAUCAGCCAAAUGAAAAACUAUUACGUCGGUAUUCUGCCCGCAUCAAUGUGGAGAAAUAUGACCCCACUACCAACAUGAGUGCUCAGGCAGCCAAUCGUCUGGUGAACUUUGAUCGCCGACAAGAAACUGAUCGGGUUCGAGUGCGUGACAAACAUGAUCGGGCCACUGCCGAGCAAGUGAUGGACCCACGCACUCGUAUGAUCCUAUUCAAGCUGCUCAACCGUGGUCUCAUUCAGGAAAUCAAUGGCUGCAUAUCCACGGGCAAAGAAGCGAACGUAUAUCAUGCCGUUUCCAAAGAUGGCGCUGACGAAUAUGCCAUUAAGAUCUACAAGACAUCGAUAUUGGUGUUUAAGGACCGUGAUAAGUACGUGUCGGGUGAAUUCCGUUUUCGUCAUGGCUACUGCAAGAGCAAUCCACGCAAAAUGGUUCGCACCUGGGCAGAGAAGGAGAUGCGUAACUAUUUGCGUUUGCGUAACGCUGGCGUUCCUGUUCCUGAGCCCAUCCUCCUACGCUCGCAUGUGCUGGUGAUGCGCUUCUGUGGACGCAACGGUUGGCCAGCUCCCAAGCUCAAGGACGUAGAGCUGAGCACGUCUAAGGCCCGAGAGUUGUAUCGCGAUUGCGUUGUCCUCAUGUGGCGCAUCUAUAACCAAUGUAAUCUGGUUCAUGCCGAUCUUUCUGAAUUCAAUAUCCUCUACCAGGAUGGACAACUGGUUAUUAUUGAUGUCAGUCAAGCUGUAGAGCAUGAUCAUCCACAUGCCUUUGACUUUCUGCGCAAGGAUUGCACCAACGUUUCGGAAUUCUUCCGCAAGAAAUCAGUUGGCACCAUGACGGUGAAGGAGCUGUUCGAUUUCAUUACAGACCAAUCUAUUACCGAGGACAACAUGGAACAGUGUCUAGAGCGAAUCUCAGAGCGCAUUGCGGAUCGGGAUGUUGAUGCCAUUACCGCACAAGAGAAGAUCGAUGAGGCUGUUUGGCAAAAUACUUACAUUCCCAAGCGCCUCGACGAGGUGCGUCAUUUUGAACGGGAUGUGGCCAAAGCCAAACAGGGCGAGCAAAAGAACCUCAUCUAUGGCAAGAUUACGGGUCUAACUUCGGGCUUAGAUGUGCAAAAGCAGCCAGAUUUCUUACUGGAUCAAGUCAAUAACGGAGACCAGUCAAGUGACGAAAAGGAAGAACAUAGCGAAGACGAUGAUGAUGACAAUGAGGGCAAGGAUGAUUCACACUUCAAGUCCUCUGCCCGGCCACGUGACGAAUCACCAGAGAGCAAAAAAGCUCGUAAAAAGGCUGUCAAAGAUGCCAAAGCAGAACAACGUAAAGUAAAAGUGAAGAAACAUGUGAAAAAGCGCAAGGAGAAAGUUGGCAGCAUGAAAUAAUAGAUAUAUACAUAUAUACAAAAAUGUGUUUGUAUGAUUUUAGCUAAACAAAUAAAUAUGUACAUAAAUACUAAUGUAGCCUACAAGAUCUAGUUGUUGUUAAAAAUCCUAUAUCAGGACUAAAUUCAAAUGGGAAAACUAAAAAUGAAAAACUCUGAGAUUCCAUAAUUCCUCCCCUAAGUGAUGCCUUGUCUUAAAUAUGGCUCAAUAUGUUUCAAAAGAAGAAUAAUAUAGUUAAAACUAAAAUUAAGUACUCAUUUUCUUUUU
Drosophila willistoni is the source of this 2246-nucleotide messenger RNA. It is a transcript of the gene RIOK1, whose product is annotated as serine/threonine-protein kinase RIO1. The transcript has 3 exons. Gene Ontology annotation, cellular component: preribosome, small subunit precursor; cytosol. Gene Ontology annotation, molecular function: protein serine/threonine kinase activity; ATP binding. Gene Ontology annotation, biological process: maturation of SSU-rRNA. NCBI's taxonomy places the organism in Eukaryota, Metazoa, Arthropoda, Insecta, Diptera, Drosophilidae. The record is from RefSeq and is a predicted model, not a curated record. The coding region runs from base 78 to 1979 and encodes 633 amino acids.